Messenger RNA from Pseudomassariella vexata, 1263 nucleotides. RefSeq lists its product as uncharacterized. Lineage: Eukaryota; Fungi; Ascomycota; Sordariomycetes; Amphisphaeriales; Pseudomassariaceae. Gene Ontology annotation, biological process: poly(A)+ mRNA export from nucleus. The transcript has 3 exons. Bases 1 to 1263 code for a protein of 420 amino acids. The record is from RefSeq and is a predicted model, not a curated record. Gene Ontology annotation, cellular component: nucleus.
AUGUCGGACAUCGACUCAACCGCUGGCUCGCCGCCGCAAACUCUCCACGAGGAGGACGUGAACGACAGACCGAAGGAUCUUGGAGACUACGAUGUAGCAGCGGCCGAUGAUUCAGACAAGGACUCGGAUGCCCUAUCCGAAAUCGACGAGGACCAGUUCGAUGAUUACGACCCUACAGCCGCGCGAAUCGAGGAGAAGCCUGUCGAGAUUGAUGAGGACGUGGCCCGUACACUCAAGGCAGGAAGGCGCAAGGGCCAGGCAGUCAAGAAGCCCAAGGAGGGCAGGCGUGACAAGAAACGCACGCGCGACCGGGACGAUGACAAUGAUGGCGCUGACGGAGAGAUUCUGACUGGCAAGAGGGUUCGCAAGUCUGCUCUUGACAGUCGCAAACCCUCGCCCGAGCCAGAGAACGAAGAGAACCUGACCCCCGAGGAGAGACGAAGACGAGCGAUCGAGAGAGCAUCAAGAAAAGAGACCAAGAAGCCGGGCAAGAGGCGCAAUAAAAAGGACGACGUGGAUCUCGAGGAAGAACUCGACGAGCAAAUUGCCGAUCUGAAGAUGCGCAUGGAAAUGGCUUGCCGAGCCGACAAUGGUGCCCGUGAAUCCGGCCAGCCCGCCAUCCACAAGUUGAAGCUACUUCCCGAAGUCAUGGCCCUCUUGAACCGCAACAACCACCAAGCCGCUGUCGUGGACCCUGACGCCAACUUCCUCCAGCACGUCAAAUUCUUCCUCGAGCCGCUCAACGACGGCUCCAUGCCGGCAUACAAUAUCCAGCGCGACAUAUUCACAGCACUGAGUCGGCUGCCCAUUGAGAAGGAGACGCUGCGCGCGAGUGGCAUCGGCAAGGUUGUGCUGUUCUACACCAAGAGCAAGAGGCCCGAGGUGGGUAUCAAACGCAUGGCUGAGCGACUGUUGGGCGAAUGGAGCAGGCCAAUCCUCCGCCGGACCGAUGACUACAAGAAGCGCCACGUAGAGACGCGUGAUUUUGAUUACCAAGCAGCGAAACUCCGCCAAGCUGCUGGUUCUUCACAACUUACACUCACCCAACGUCCGGCGGCGUCCCAGCAAGACAUUGAGCGCGCUCGCAUCUUGGCUCCCAAGAUUGUCAGCAACCGUGCCCGCGUAGAGGGACUGCCGUCGAGCUACAGUAUCGCGCCGAAGAGUACAUUCGACCCGACCCGCGGGCCCGAUCACCGGCCCAUUGGCGCCACCGGCCAUGAGGCUUUCCGCAAGAUGACCCAGAAGGGAAAGAAGAAGGCUUAG